UUCUGUCAUCCGUGUGGAAAUGGGACUUAUAUGGCUAAAGCCAAUGAACAGAAACAAUGCAUCUCAUGUUCUAUCUGUGAUUCAGGAUUUGGUCUGAAGGUAAAGCAGGCGUGUACGCAGACAUCAGACACAAUCUGUGAACCUCUGGAGGGAUUCAAACUCUGUAAACCGGGACAAUACAUCAGCAAAACAGGAACGUCGUCCUCAGACACCGAGUGUUCUGACUGCAGCACAGGAACGUUUUCAGACGGAUCAGUCACUUCCUGUCAGCCUCACACACGAUGUGAAACGUUAAAACUUCAGCUGAUAAAAGCAGGAACAGCUUCAGCUGAUGCAGAAUGUGGAGAGAAAAGUUUCACAGGGAUUGUGACUGGAGUCGUGGUGGCUGCUGCUGCAGUACUGACUGGCCUCGCUGUAACUACGAUUUUAUACAUAAAGAAAAAAAGAAAAAAAC
This is a messenger RNA of Nematolebias whitei (Rio pearlfish), 454 nucleotides long. Its product is annotated as tumor necrosis factor receptor superfamily member 14. Gene Ontology annotation, molecular function: protein binding. Gene Ontology annotation, biological process: positive regulation of peptidyl-tyrosine phosphorylation; negative regulation of alpha-beta T cell proliferation; defense response to Gram-negative bacterium. Gene Ontology annotation, cellular component: external side of plasma membrane. Lineage: Eukaryota; Metazoa; Chordata; Actinopteri; Cyprinodontiformes; Rivulidae. The record is from RefSeq and is a predicted model, not a curated record.